AACCAUGUGCCGCUGCUGAAACUGUCGUAUAAAAGAACCAAAGAAGUUCAGUACAAAUAUUUGUGAAAAAAAUCAGAACUUCAGAACUUCUCUCUAAAAUGAAGUGCUUUUCUACUCUGCUCAUUUUGACUGCACUCUCUGCAACUGCUCUAGCACACAACAAUGGGGCCAUUCCAAUCACGAUCAAUGGUCAAGAUGUCACCAAAUAUGUCCUCUCUACAGACAACGACAUGAACAACGUCAAGGUCUCCAACCGCACCAUCACCCUCGUUGCAGGGGGCAGGGUCUAUAUCGGAAACUCAGCAUCAGAUAAACUCGAUACUGCGUCGUAUUACGAUUUCGACCUUCAAGACACUACAUCCCAAGGCAAACGACUCACCUUCAAUGUGGACAUGAGUGAAGUUGGUUGCAGCUGCAAUGGAGCUCUGUACCUUGUUAGUAUGCCUGCUUAUAAUUCAGCCCAACAGCCAGAGCCUGGGAAAGAUGGAUCCUAUUACUGCGACGCUAAUCAAGUUGGGGGCACCUACUGUCCUGAAAUGGAUGUUAUGGAGGCUAACAAGUAUGCAAUGGCCUCUACUGCACACACGUGCAACUAUGUGGCCCCUCACUAUUACUCCACUUGCGAUCGUGGAGGCUGUGGUACUAAUGUUCUAGACGACCACAAGGAUGAGUUUGGACCAGGGAAGAAGAUCGACACAAACAAGCCAUUCACCGUUUCUGUCACUUUCAUGAAAGGUGGUGAUAAUAAAUUGUCGUCUAUUGAAAACAAAUUCGAACAAGGCGGUCAGAGCAUCACGUUCAACGCAUGCAAUUCCGAUUACCUGCAGUGGAUGGGAUAUAGUCUACCAGGUAUCGUCAUGACAAUGAGCCUGUGGGGGACCCCUGCUGGAGGCAUGUCCUGGUUGGACGGCAAGUCUGGUUGUCAGGGAGGAUGUAACCUGCCAGGAUCUAGAGUCUCCUUUUCAAAUAUUCGCAUUGACAAUGUGUAGUUAACUGAAUCCUAGAGUGUAAUAUGCCUAUGAUUAUAUUAUUGCCAUGCAUAUAAUUAUAUAAAUAGUCUGUUGAGAUGCAUAAUUAUGGCACUAUCAGU
Messenger RNA from Halichondria panicea, 1090 nucleotides. RefSeq lists its product as uncharacterized. Gene Ontology annotation, molecular function: hydrolase activity, hydrolyzing O-glycosyl compounds. The coding region runs from base 99 to 989 and encodes 296 amino acids. Gene Ontology annotation, biological process: carbohydrate metabolic process. The transcript has a single exon. The record is from RefSeq and is a predicted model, not a curated record. Lineage: Eukaryota; Metazoa; Porifera; Demospongiae; Suberitida; Halichondriidae.